Eimeria mitis is the source of this 411-nucleotide messenger RNA. RefSeq lists its product as uncharacterized. The transcript has 4 exons. Lineage: Eukaryota; Apicomplexa; Conoidasida; Eucoccidiorida; Eimeriidae. Bases 1 to 411 code for a protein of 136 amino acids. The record is from RefSeq and is a predicted model, not a curated record.
AUGGCUGUAGCUAUCAUAGACUGUCUGCGGGCCCUCCGCCCUCUCUGCAUGGCGCUGACCCCCACGCAACCCAAAGUUCUAGCAUCUUAUUUAUCUUUAGUUGAAGUUUUAUUAGAAGACGAUGUGGAGAGGGGCUGUCUCUCGGGUCAGGGGCGGCUAGCCAAUGCUGCUUUAGAGAGUAUUCAUGUUCUCGCGAUGCAUGCAGCUGACGUGCAGCUGCAGCAGGGUCACUACAGCCCCAACAUAGAAAGCCCCGAAGCAGCAGAAACUCUAUUCGUGCUGACACCCCAGGGGGACUCGCUGCAGCAGGUGUACGUACACCUCGCACAGCUCGCGAGUGCUUUGCUGCAGAAGCUGCCCAACGAGCAAAUGACGUCAGCGGUAGGCAGCAGCUCCAUCGGAAUUCAAUAA